AUGGAGUCUAAGAGGGAGUUCGACCUGAUCCUUCUAGGCCCAACUGGUUACACAGGUAGACUCUGUGCAGAGCAUAUUGUUAAGAACCUUCCUACGGGCUUAAAAUGGGCUCUAGCAGGGCGUUCGCCCCAGAAGAUUGAAAAUGUUGCCAAAGAACUCAAGAAUCUGAACCCCGACCGCGCCGAACCAGAGAUUCUGGCUGUCCAGCUCAACCGGGAGGAAUUGCACUCACUCGCUCAGAAAGGCCGUGUGCUUCUCAACUGCGUUGGGCCAUAUCACUUAUACUCUACUCCUGUAGUUGAAGCUUGUGCCAGCAACGGAACGCAUUAUCUCGAUGUCACUGGAGAAACGCCCUGGAUCAAGAGUAUCAUCGAAAAGUACCAUGAAACUGCCAAGUCAAACGGUGCCCUAAUAAUCCCCUCUGUUGGCGUCGAGAGUGCUCCUGCAGAUAUGUUGGCCUGGGCCCUUGUUAAGCGUAUACGUGAGGAACUUUCCUGCGAUACCAAGGAAAUUACGUGCGCAAUCGAUGAACUGAAGUCCUCCGGGGCAAGUGGUGGUACUCUUGCCACGGUCAUGACCAUGUUUGAUACACUCUCGUUGCUCGAUAUACUCAAAGUAGCAGACCCAUUUGCGCUCGCCGCAUCCUCACCACCCAAAUCUAUCCCCAGCGAACCACUCGUGGAAAAAGUGUUGGGUGUCCGCUCAGUCCGUGACAUGGGCACUCUCACCACCGCUCCAACAGCAAUUGCCGACAUUACUAUCGUGCACCGGAGUAGUACGUUGAUGCCAGAGUUCUACGGGCGUCGGUUCCAUUUCAGACAGUUCCUUAGGGUGAGGAACGCGCUCGUUGGUGUUGCACUUCAUUUUGCCUUCGUCACCGGCUUGUUACUUUUGCUCCUGCCCCCCGUUCGGUGGCUAUUGAAGAAGUAUAUUUACGCGCCUGGCAGUGGACCCCGCAUGGAGGACUCAGUCAAUGACCGACUGGUAUACCGUGCUGUGGCGACAGCUGAUCAGGACACGCCGGAUCCUAAGCGUGCACUUGGAAAGUUGAAAUACGAUGGGACGAUGUAUGUUUUCACAGGACUCUUGCUGGCAGAAGCAGCCAUGACUAUCCUGGAGAAUGAAGAUAAAGUGAAGAAAGUCUCUCGCUGCGGCCUUGUAACCCCAGCUACCUUGGGCCAGGAAUUCAUUGACCGUUUGGAGAAGGUUGGAUGUCAAAUCGAGACGGAAGUGUUCAAAUACUGA
Molecule: messenger RNA, 1245 nt
Organism: Aspergillus bombycis
Lineage: Eukaryota; Fungi; Ascomycota; Eurotiomycetes; Eurotiales; Aspergillaceae
Exons: 5
Coding region: 1-1245 (414 amino acids)
Biological process (GO): glycolipid biosynthetic process
Cellular component (GO): lipid droplet; mitochondrion; plasma membrane
Source: RefSeq, a predicted model, not a curated record